Chrysemys picta bellii (western painted turtle) is the source of this 1253-nucleotide messenger RNA. RefSeq names its product peroxiredoxin like 2A (gene PRXL2A). Gene Ontology annotation, molecular function: antioxidant activity. The record is from RefSeq and is a predicted model, not a curated record. Lineage: Eukaryota; Metazoa; Chordata; Testudines; Emydidae.
UCGGGGCACGUGAUGUUGAUUAACCACCCUGCGGGGAGGCUGGGAAUGCCGCGCCGCGCCGGGGCUGCGAGCGAUCUGUCUGCAGACGCGCCGAGGCGAGGGCCUGGCUCGCAGGUGCUGGGGAGGGACUAGGGAGGAGUCGCCGCUGGGGCUUCCCUGCGCACGUGCGCUGCCGGGAUGCAGCUCCAGUAAAUGUCUUACCUGCCGGACUUGGAGCUCUUCACCAUGGGGAUGUGGUCUAUCGGCCUUGGGGCUAUUGGCGUAGCUGUGACAGGGAUUCUUCUUGCUAACACUGACUUGUUUCUCUCCAAACCGGAGGCAGCCUCGUUGGAGUUUUUAGAGACAACCGAGCUAAAAUCUCUGGGAGAAGCAGAAGAGAGAACAUUCAAGGCAGGUGAGCUAUGGAAGAAGAAUGGUGCAGUGAUCAUGGCUGUGCGGAGACCUGGAUGCUUUUUGUGCAGAGAGGAGGCUUCUGAGCUUUCCUCUCUCAAACCUCAGCUCGACCAACUUGGCGUCCCCCUCUAUGCUGUAGUGAAAGAAAAAAUUGGGACUGAAGUGGAGGAUUUUCAGCAUUAUUUCAAAGGGGAAAUAUUUCUGGAUGAAAAGAAAAAGUUCUAUGGUCCUCACAAGCGAAAAAUGCUGUCGAUGGGUCUUAUCCGCUUAGGAGUUUGGCAGAACUUCCUUCGCGCUUGGAAGAAUGGAUACAGUGGUAACCUGGAAGGAGAAGGUUUCAUCCUGGGAGGAGUUUAUGUGAUUGGUGCUGGGAAACAGGGUGUUCUCUUGGAGCAUCGAGAGAGAGAAUUUGGAGACAAAGUGAGCCUUCAGUCUGUCCUUGAAGCUGCUGAGAUGAUAAAACCACAAGCUGCAGACACUGACUAAUAGUUACACAUGUUCAGUCUUGGCUCGAAAAUGUAGAACAUGUCUGUAUGUGAACAUGCAGUGUAAUUGCUUUCUUAGACUAUUCAGUAAUAGCUCAGCUGGAGGAUUCUCUCUGAAACUAGUCAACAAAUGAACAACCUCUUUGAUGGUAGCUGACUUGUUUGUGCUUUGUAGCCCCUCAGGCACCCACUGUUUCUACUAGUUUUUUGUCUCUUACCGCAUUAAUGAAAGGCUGGGCCCAAAAUCUUAAGGCGUAACCUAGAUGGGUCCAGUUAGAGCCAGAAAAAUAAGAAUAUCUGGGUGCCUGGGGAGUAGGACAUUGCUAAAGCAGGAGUAAGUGAGGUUGAAAGAUAAUAAAAAUUAUGUAAAUGAAA